UCCAAGUCUUACAUUUGUCAUUUUCGGAAGCUUAGAAUAUUUUGCUUAGUUUUGAAUCAGGGCCUAGGGUUUAUUGUUGGGAAUGAAAGUAUCGAACGUCGAUCUCUUCGACCCGCGAACGAUCAUGGAUUCAGACUUCUCUCCGGGUGCGCCCGACUCGGAUUUUGGAUUCGCGUUCAACGACAGCAACUUCUCGGAUCGGGUCCUGAGGAUCGAGAUCGUGCCUGAUUUGCCUGAUUCUAAAUCCGAAGGCGAUGGUUUCUCCACCAUCGCCGAUUGGGUCCGCAACCGUAAACGACGGAGAGAAGAGAUCAAGAAAGACACUGGCGUGGAUUUUUUCAUGCAACGUGAGGAGCAGAUUUUGCAUUGUAUCAUGCCAGACACCGAGGAUGGUGUGGCCUAUGAGAAUCAGGAUGAGGAACCUGUGGCAAUGAUUGAGGAAUCACCUGUUGAUGGUGGAUUGAACUUGAACUGUGAUGAUGAGGAAGCCACUCAGAGCAAUGAUGCAUCAUGGAGCAUGGAUUGUUCAACAGUUCUUAGGGUCAAGACUGUACAUAUUAGCUCUCCUAUUUUAGCUGCAAAGAGUCCCUUUUUUUAUAAGUUAUUUUCUAAUGGGAUGAGAGAGUCAGAGCAACGACAUGUAACUCUGCGAAUACAUGCCUCUGAAGAAGCAGCCCUUAUGGACCUCCUUAAUUUCAUGUAUAGUAGAACCUUAUCAACAAUCACUCCUACUGCUUUGCUGGACGUGCUGAUGGCUGCUGACAAAUUUGAGGUUGCAUCAUGCAUGAGAUACUGCAGCAGGUUAUUAAGGGACUUGCCAAUGACCUGUGAGUCUGCUUUACUGUAUCUGGACCUCCCUUCCAGUGUUUUAAUGGCUGAAGCUGUGCAGCCACUGACAGAUGCUGCAAAACAAUUUCUUGCUGCACGAUACAAGGACAUAACUAAGUUUUCGGAAGAGGUUCUUCACUUGCCCUUGGCUGGUAUUGAGGCAGUAUUAUCCAGUGAUGAUCUCCAGAUAGCUUCAGAGGAUGCUGUUUAUGAUUUUGUGCUGAAGUGGGCUCGGACUCAUUAUCCAAAAUUGGAGGAACGACGAGAGGUCCUUGGCUCUCGACUCGGCCGACUAAUUCGUUUUCCAUACAUGACCUGUCGAAAGCUGAAGAAGGUUUUAACCUGCAAUGACUUUGAUCCUGAUUUUGCAUCCAAGCUUGUGCUUGAGUCUCUCUUUUUCAAGGCUGAGACACCAUACCGGCAGCGCUCUCUUGCAGCAGAGGAGGCCAAUGCAAUCCAUCGUCGCUUUGUGGAGCGGGCUUACAAGUAUCGUCCUGUGAAGGUGGUGGAGUUCGAAUUGCCUCGUCAGCAGUGUAUUGUGUACCUGGACCUUAAGCGGGAAGAGUGUGCACAUCUCUUUCCAGCUGGACGGGUUUAUUCACAGGCAUUUCACCUUGGUGGGCAGGGCUUUUUUCUAUCAGCACACUGCAAUAUGGACCAACAAAGCUCGUUUCACUGUUUUGGUUUGUUUUUGGGGAUGCAAGAGAAAGGAUCAGUUUCAUUUACUGUGGACUAUGAGUUUGCUGCAAGAACAAAGCCAUCUGAAGAAUACUUGAGCAAAUACAAAGGGAAUUACACUUUCACAGGAGGGAAGGCUGUUGGGUAUAGAAAUCUUUUUGGUGUACACUGGACAACAUUUAUGGCGGAGGACAGCCUUUUUUUUAUUAAUGGAGUUCUUCAUCUAAGGGCUGAACUUACCAUCAGGCAAUAAGUAUUUUUCACAAAAUGUUGGGUAUAGAGACCUGUUCGAUUGGUCUUUUGCUUGUCUAACGGCCCUUUGUAGAAAAUAUCAGCAGGUAUAGGUGCUUUUGGGCUAUGCACUGUAAAAACUAAAAUUUCAGAGAAAAUAAUUCAUCAUUUUACAAAUGUAUUAUUGUAUUGUG
Pistacia vera is the source of this 1931-nucleotide messenger RNA. Its product is annotated as BTB/POZ domain-containing protein POB1-like. The record is from RefSeq and is a predicted model, not a curated record. Gene Ontology annotation, cellular component: nucleus. Gene Ontology annotation, biological process: response to red light. The transcript has 6 exons. The coding region runs from base 83 to 1759 and encodes 558 amino acids. Gene Ontology annotation, molecular function: protein binding. NCBI's taxonomy places the organism in Eukaryota, Viridiplantae, Streptophyta, Magnoliopsida, Sapindales, Anacardiaceae.